This is a messenger RNA of Dendroctonus ponderosae (mountain pine beetle), 3358 nucleotides long. It is a transcript of the gene Galphao, whose product is annotated as guanine nucleotide-binding protein G(o) subunit alpha. Gene Ontology annotation, cellular component: heterotrimeric G-protein complex. Gene Ontology annotation, molecular function: GTPase activity; GTP binding; G protein-coupled receptor binding. NCBI's taxonomy places the organism in Eukaryota, Metazoa, Arthropoda, Insecta, Coleoptera, Curculionidae. The record is from RefSeq and is a predicted model, not a curated record. Gene Ontology annotation, biological process: adenylate cyclase-modulating G protein-coupled receptor signaling pathway.
GCGUCCCACCCACAACGUCGUCAUCGAGCGAGCGACAGCCGAACCGUCUCCUGCACCGUCAGAUUUCCGUUCUUCACAAAAAGCGUCGAUCUUGGUUGCACGGCCGAUGUGUUGGUGAAUGUGCGUCGCGUCCGACCAGACGGUGCUUUAACUGGUCCGGGGGUUCCGUUCGCAGCCGGGGUGGACUCCGGGACAAGGCGCCACCAUUGAUCUGUGUUGCAAAAAAAUGGGGUGCACUUCGUCGGCAGAAGAGCGGGCCGCGCUGGCGAGGAGCAAAGCCAUCGAGAAGAACCUGAAGGAGGACGGCGCUCAAGCGGCCAAAGACAUCAAGCUCCUGCUGCUCGAAUCAUCCACGAGAGUGGGUUUACACCGGAGGACUUCAAGCAGUACCGACCAGUGGUGUACAGCAACACCAUCCAGUCGUUGGUGGCGAUUUUACGAGCGAUGCCAAAUCUCGGAAUACAGUAUGGAAAUAAUGAGCGGGAAGCUAAUCUCGAUGGCAAAAUGGUGUUCGACGUUAUCCAAAGAAUGGAGGACACGGAACCGUUUUCGGAGGAGCUGUUGGCGGCCAUGAAGCGGCUGUGGGCAGACUCAGGAGUGCAGGAGUGCUUCGGCCGCUCCAACGAGUACCAACUCAAUGAUUCUGCCAAAUAUUUCCUAGACGACCUAGACCGAUUAGGAGCCAAAGACUACCAGCCCACCGAACAAGACAUCCUGCGGACGAGGGUGAAAACCACCGGAAUCGUCGAAGUACAUUUCUCGUUUAAAAACCUCAAUUUCAAAUUAUUCGACGUAGGCGGCCAAAGGUCAGAGCGGAAAAAGUGGAUUCACUGUUUCGAGGACGUGACCGCGAUUAUUUUUUGCGUGGCCAUGAGCGAAUACGACCAAGUGCUGCACGAGGAUGAGACGACGAACCGGAUGCAAGAGAGCCUGAAGCUGUUCGACUCAAUUUGCAACAACAAAUGGUUUACGGACACCUCCAUUAUCCUUUUCCUGAACAAGAAGGACUUGUUCGAGGAGAAAAUUAGGAAAUCACCGCUCACGAUAUGUUUCCCCGAAUACACCGGUGCGCAAGAGUACGGUGAGGCGGCCGCGUACAUCCAGGCGCAAUUCGAGGCGAAAAACAAGUCGACCAACAAAGAGAUCUACUGCCAUAUGACGUGCGCCACUGAUACGCACAACAUCCAGUUCGUUUUCGACGCCGUGACAGACGUUAUCAUUGCGAACAACUUGCGCAACUGUGGCCUGUAUUAAGUUGCCGGCUUGGUCGAUUUUAUACAGGCCAUAGCUGCGCAACUUACUUACUGGCUUACCCGCUGUAGGGGGCGGGCCAGUGAGUAAGCCCAGCUCGGAUGAUCGCGUGUUACGUCCGGAGACUGUCCCGGCGUCUGCAGGCGAGCUGAGCGCGUGCGUAUCACCCCCUCUCUUCUAGCAUUUCAAUUAAACCACCAACCGUCUUUCCUGUCUGUCUGUCUGGAUGUCGCGUAAUGUGCGAGUGACUUGGAGUGGGUGAAGCGCAAAAGCCCGAGCGAAUGUGUGUUGUUGUUUCGUUUAAAGAUGUCUAGUUUAAGUAUGUUAUUUUUGUAUAUUUUAUGUGAAUUGUGCGCGAGUGCGUGCAGAAGGGCUGAAGGGCGUCAGUUUCAGUUUCGAGUUAGUUCAAUCCCAGCAACUGUGGGCGACAAAUUGCCGUUUUUCUGCACGCACUAACAAACCCGUUCCACUCAACGUCAUGCACAAUUGUCAGGGAACCAAAUCGCAUUGUUCAGUCGCGUAGCACGAAGCAUAGCAAGCGCACCCCCAUCAUUUAUAGCUGAAUUUUGAUAAAAGCAAAUGUGUACAAAACUAUCAAGCACAAAGUUGACUUUUUUCAGUUACGAGUCCUAUUUUUGUGAAUAUUUUGUACAAACGAUCAUUGUGCCAUUCGUGGAGAGGUUGCAUUUACAUUAUCAAAGGCUUGUUUGUAAAUUAUUUAUUUAAGCUAAGGUGAAAAAUUGAUGUUAUUUAUGUUCGUCUAAGGCUAGUUUAGUUAGAAUUACCAAAAAAAUUACUAUGACAGUGGCUAUUCAUAUGAUUUGUUAAGUGUACAAGGCCACAUUAUUUAUCUGUAUGGACCCAAACCUAAUUCUAAGCUCAAGUAGACAAAUGUUGGACGAUACGACCGGAGCGUCGCCUGGCGCACUCUCGUAAAACGGUUCAGUACCUUCACGGAACCACCGAUACAAACAACCUGAGACAUUAAACUAUAAUAAUAAUAUACCAUAUUAUUAUAUAAAUGUACAUAAAAGUAUAUGGCGCUUAAAUACUAAUAAUUAAAGUAGCUUCAGUCAUUUAUGUAGUAACGUAAACUAUCAUUCGCAUUGUUCUAUUGAUUAUUAAUAGUGACACGCUGGUCUUUUUGGGCCUUUUAACCAAGUGGUAAUGUGCAUUUUAUGUCAAACAUUCCGAACACGGAUACUUGAUGUUGAACCGUUGACAAGAAUCGCCGUCUUAGGAACAUUCGCAUCAACGAUUCACUGUCAACGACUGUUUCAUUCUUUGGGAAUCCCCAACACAACUCGAUCACUGUAUAGCAAGCAAAAUCAAGCUGUUUUCUAUGUCACGGUGAGACGCAAUCAUCCAUUCUAGUCGGUGAUUAUUAGUAAUGUGCGUUACCGCUUUCUUAGUUCGCUGGUGAGUUGCAAGCUCUCAUCUCUCGAGAGCCGAGCGCAAUCUUUUCGAUGUUUUAUAAGAAAAAUCGAACAUAUCAAGACAAAACAGAGGCGACUUGGCACAAAUGACUGCCUAGAUCGAUGCGGCACCAGUUGUCUAAAAACGCGGUAAACAUUGUUGUGUAUAAAUUAAAUAAAAUACAUUUGUAAGUAUUUAACGUACUGUGUUGCAUAGUAUCGAGUCAUUGGAUUUUGAUUUAUUUAAAAAUCUAGUCAAUUGUUUUUUUUUAUUUAGUUUACGCCCCCUUCCACCCGCACACUAAAUAUAUCUUUUUGUAAAUCGUUUCGAAAUCAAGUAAUGUUAUUGUAGCUUUUCGGUUAUUAGCGUUCACAAGCUAAGUUCGUCUAUUUCUUAUGUAUUUGAAUCUUUACAAAGAAACGGUAGUCCAAAGUGGACAAAAUAUCCUCUUUUGUAGACGAAAACAAGCAAAACAUACGUAAUAUAGUCGUUGAAUGUGUAAAAACCAACCGUAUACCCAUCCCAACACCAACUAAAGCAAGUGGAAGUUGCGACGAAUCAAGGCAGUGAUUUUUAUGUAUUGGUUUCUUGCCUACUUGCUUAUGUAUCUCAAGUAUCUGUAUUGCAUAUAAGUCAGGACUGCAAAAGUUUGUUUUUGAACUCCUUUAGAUAAUAAACAUGUUCAGAAUUA